AAAUGUGAACCGAAGGUAAAGAAACGACUUGACACGUUAGGUAAACGCGACGUAGGAUGGACUAACACUCUUUGAAGAUGCAGCUUUUCUUUUUUAGACACAACUUAAUUUAAUUGUCUUACUGUCUCCUGUGAUCCAGUACAGCUCGCUAAGCAAGUUCAAUGUCAAGCCAGACUAUCUGUACACGAAGUUGUGACUUUACUUCAGUCAGUCAGAUUUUACUGAUCAUGGGCAGCUCAAGUACAGUAACUUAUUAUGCGUAUUUGUUUUGCAGAGAAUAACACGCGAUCCGUUAUUAAAGUCAGGCAACAUUCGGGAAAUGUAAUGACAUAAUGGCCAGAAAGAUUAAUGGUGCUGAGAUUGCAUCCUAUUGAUAAAUGGGUGAAGAAUUGUCAUAAUAGUGCUGUCUGGCAUUUUAUCUCCAGUAUAUGUUUACAGCAGAGAAAAAGAUCGGCGCAGUUAUGGGAAGCCUUGUAUAGCAGUUGCUUAUAAAUACAUUAUAUCUAAAUCUAAGCAUACAGUAUGAGGGAUGUUCUGUUUUUAUUUGCUAUCUCCUCAAUGUAUCAUAACUCCAAUCACAGUGUUUUAUUCCUUUUUGCUGUUCUCAAUGGCUCUUAGAACAAGGUGUGAGACGGUAAAUCAAGAUGACCACCUGUCGUGUUCCACUAUAUUUGUUAGCCUGUGGCUCUUUUAAUCCAAUCACCAAUCAGCACAUGAGGCUGUUUGAGCUGGCCAGAGACCACAUGCACAGCACAGGCCAGUACCAGGUGGUGGGUGGCAUCGUGUCUCCAGUGAGUGACGGCUAUGGAAAGCAAGGCCUGGUGCAGGCUCAGCAUCGCAUUGCUAUGGCAAAGCUGGCACUCCAGAGCUCCAACUGGGUCACAGUUGAUGAAUGGGAGAGCCAACAGCCAGACUGGACGGAGACAGUGGUCACAAUGAGGCAUCAUUAUGAGCAAAUUCUGAAACGGGAGCAGAGCACUGGAACACACAGGGGCUCCAUUGGAAACACCACUUCCAUCUCAACUUUAUCUCCACAGCUGAAACUAUUGUGUGGAGCUGACUUUUUGGACACCUUCAAGACCCCGGGCCUGUGGCUACACGGUCACGUGGAAGAGUUGGUCAGCCAUUUCGGCCUUGUCUGUGUCACCCGAGGGAGUCUGCAGCCCGAGCGCGCCAUACAUGAAUCAGACAUGUUGUACCGCCACAGAAAAAAUAUCUUCCUAGUCAGGGAAUGGGUAAGGAAUGACACGAGUGCCACAGAGGUCCGGCGCGCGCUGAGACGGGGUCUGAGUGUGAAAUACUUGAUCCCAGAUUCUGUGAUCAAAUAUAUUCACCAGCAUAACCUCUACACUGAGCAUACCACCUACCGCAGACCACUCCGUCCACUGGAAGUACGGAAACCAGCAGACACAGCCAACAUGCCUGUUAACCUGACCGGAUACUGGAAGAUGAUUUCCAACGAUAACUUCGAGGAGUACCUGAAGGCUCUCGAUGUAAAUGUUGCCAUCAGGAAAAUUGCCACCUUGCUGAAACCUGACAAGGACAUCGUUCACGAUGGAGACCACAUCAUCAUCAAGACUCUCAGUACCUUCAAAAACUACAAUAUGGACUUUCAUGUGGGCAAAGAGUUCGAGGAGGACCUGAGUGGAGUGGAUGACAGAAAAUGCAUGACCACCAUCACCUGGGAUGGAGACAGGCUGGUGUGUGUUCAAAAGGGCGAGAUUGAAGGAAGAGGCUGGACCCACUGGGUGGAGGGAGAUGAGCUUCAUCUGGAGCUGAGAGCCGCAGGAGCUGUUAGCAAGCAAGUAUUCAAGAAGUCCUAAACCAACUCUUAUGAAGCAAGACAAAUCUUCUAGCCGCAGACAUUGGCUCAGAGAGACACAUCAGAUAAAACUAAUCCCAUCCUAUUCAGCCUCCCCAAGUGUACAUUUUGUGUUCCUACCAAACACAAACUGCACAUUCCAUAUAUACCGUUAAUUUUAGUGAAUGAGCAAGUAAGCUUGUAACAUCUAUCAUAUACAAAGCUGUAUUUGUGUCUCAGGGCAAGUGCUGUGAUUAGCAACUUUAUACUUGCUGCAUACUUGCAUACUGCUAGUUGUAGCUGAUCUCUUGAUGAGUCAGACUUAUCAAUCAACACACAGAUAAGAUCCUGUCAUUGGUCAUGGAUGAAGUAAAGAGAACUGUAAUGCAGGAAAUUUGUUCUGUAUGUUGUGAAUGGAAAGCAAUGAAUGCUAUACAGUUUUCAGAUAGAGGUCCUCAAUCUCCAAAAUGAAUGUCAAGAGUAGAUGUGAAUUGAUCCCUUCUGAACCCCGUGGGACUGCGCUUCUGACUGUGAGAUGAUUCCAUCAAUAAAUGCAGCAGGUGAAUGAAACAUUGCUGUUGUUUGUCUUUUCUGUGUUGGUGAACCCUCCAAUGCAUCUUCAUUUUAUUGAUAUGGCAUUGAAAUGAACAGCUGUCUCCACCAAUCCAGUGAUAGGGGUGUGUAGACCACAACUUGUGAAUGAAACAGACAGCUCAACCCACAAUAUUGUCUGCAUCACUACUCCUAAUUAGGAAAGCCUUUGUCCAACUCACUUGCUCAUUCUUUGCUGCUGCUGGCUCUUCUGUUGUCCAUCCUGCUGCUUCCUGUGCAUUCACACCCAGCCACCCCCACAGUGUCAACCUGCAGGCUCUGAUUAUUUAUGAUUCCCAGACGAGUGUUAUCGAUUUCUUCUUGCUUUUGCUUUUGGCUGCUAAUAAAUGAUGGUUAGUGGUCCAACAGAGUCUGCUGCUCAAGAAUUGCAUUUACAUCUAUACUUAAUAAGAAUGAAUGAAUAUAUCUGAAUAUACAUGUGUGAGUCUGCCCCUCCUCUGCUCUUAUAUUUUAUGUUGGAUACUCAACUUCUUCCCAUUCUUCUGUUAAAGGUUGCGGAGUUCCACUUUGUUUAUCUUAAAGCUGAGUUGAAGCAUAUUUGUCUCAUUAAGAUCUAAGCAUACAUAAAUCAUAGCUCAUAUCAAUUGAUUUAAUAAGCCACUAUAUUUCAUUAGCUCAAAAGCAGGCAUGUAGAAAUUACACAGUGUAGAACAUCAUCUCAUGUUCAGAUAUAGUACAAAUACAACAAAACAAAAAAAGCUGCAAAGCUACAGUCAAAUCCAGUCCCAAAAGAACAAACUACCAAUGGGUCACAAAGGUUUUUCUUUUGUCUUAACAGCUCACAGCUCAAUAUGAUACAUAUUAGAGAGGAGUUUGUAUGUUCACUGAUGACUGGAAAAUAUCUGGGUUUACCUCACAUACCCUCACUAUACUGCUGUCUGUCUCCAUUUCUCUGGGGAUAACAUUUGCAUGUUAUUUUUGUGUUGUUGUUUUUUUUACCAUAGUAAAUUUGGCCCCUACUGAACCCAAAAUAUUUAUGUCAUGUGUAGUUUUUUUGUUAAAAAUCUCUGCCAAUUGUCCAAUAAUUUUGUGCAGUGUGCCUUGUAGCCCAUAUACUUUCAUAUCCUUAUAUAAACAGGCUGAACUAUAGUAACUUUUGUGAUCAAAGUUCAGGUACUUGGUUCUGGCGAUUUGUGUUAACAGCUGAAAAUAAAUCAAAUAAAGAUAAUGUUCUCAUUGGUACUCGUAC
Messenger RNA from Menidia menidia (Atlantic silverside), 3602 nucleotides. Lineage: Eukaryota; Metazoa; Chordata; Actinopteri; Atheriniformes; Atherinopsidae. The record is from the annotation of a GenBank genome assembly.